Messenger RNA from Cuculus canorus (common cuckoo), 1160 nucleotides. RefSeq names its product RAD51 paralog D (gene RAD51D). The record is from RefSeq and is a predicted model, not a curated record. The transcript is spliced from 11 exons. Gene Ontology annotation, cellular component: replication fork; Rad51B-Rad51C-Rad51D-XRCC2 complex; centrosome. Gene Ontology annotation, biological process: reciprocal meiotic recombination; telomere maintenance; DNA strand invasion. NCBI's taxonomy places the organism in Eukaryota, Metazoa, Chordata, Aves, Cuculiformes, Cuculidae. Gene Ontology annotation, molecular function: ATP-dependent DNA damage sensor activity; four-way junction DNA binding; ATP binding. Bases 122 to 1111 code for a protein of 329 amino acids.
CCCCCGGGAUGGGGAGCGGGGACAGCCGGGAGGGGCGGGACCGGGAGGGGCCGCGCAGCCGCCCCGGGAGCGGGAAGGGAGCGGGAAACGGAGGUCUCUCCUUUUCUAGGGUGGCCGGGCCAUGGUGGUCCUGCGGGCCGGGCUCUGCCCCGGCCUCACUGAGGAGGUGCUCCAGCUGCUCAGGAUGAGUGGCAUCAGGACAGUGGUGGACUUCGUGUCAUCAGACCUGGAGGACAUUGCGCAGAAGUGUUCCCUGUCUUACAAGGCACUAGUUGCGGUGAGACGUGUGCUCCUGGCCCAGUUCUCUGCCUUCCCUGCCAAUGGAGCAGACCUCUAUGAGGAGCUCAAGAGCUCCACGGCCAUCCUGCCCACUGGGAGCUCAAGCCUGGACCAGCUGCUGGACUCUGGGCUGUACACGGGGGAAGUAAUAGAGCUUAUGGGAGCACCGGGCAGUGGGAAGACGCAGGUGUGCCUGGGUAUUGCAGCCAGCAUCUCUCUCAGCCUCAAGCAGCACGUCCUGUUUCUUGACUCCACGGGAGGGUUCACUGCCUCUCGUCUCUCCCAGAUGCUUCAAGCCCAGACAGAGGACGAGGAAGAGCAGCUGGAGGCUCUGCAGCGAAUCCAGGUGGUCCGUGUGUUUGACAUCUAUGAAGUGCUGAGUGCUUUGCAGGAGCUACGGGAUCGCCUCUCCCAGCAGGUCGUGAGCUCCAUGGGACCUCUUAAGAUUGUGGUGAUCGACUCAGUCGCAGCCGUAGUUUACCCGCUGCUGGGCGGCAAGCAGUCAGAGGGCUUGGCCAUCAUGAUGCAGCUGGCCGGGGAGCUGAAAACACUGGCGAGGGAGUUCAGCCUUGCUGUUGUGGUGACAAACCAGGUGACAAGGGACAGCAGCACCGGUCUACUGAAGCCAGCCCUUGGCCGCUCCUGGAGUUUCGUGCCCAGCACCCGGGUGCUGCUGGAGAGCAAAGAAGCCACCUGGGAGAAAGCCACCACGCAGCGCAUCGCUUCCUUGGCAAAGUCACCCCGGCAGCCGACAGGGAUACAAGUGGAGCUGGAUAUUGGAAAUGGUGAUGUGCAGGAGCUGAGCUCAGUGACACCCACACAAGGGCUCUGAUGAAGAUGGAAAAGCAGAUGUCAAGGUCUGAGAGCUGCAAACGGAGCGG